Molecule: messenger RNA, 1497 nt
Organism: Hyaloscypha bicolor E
Lineage: Eukaryota; Fungi; Ascomycota; Leotiomycetes; Helotiales; Hyaloscyphaceae
Exons: 2
Coding region: 1-1497 (498 amino acids)
Biological process (GO): protein catabolic process in the vacuole; cellular response to glucose starvation
Source: RefSeq, a predicted model, not a curated record
AUGUUUUUGCACACUGACUGCUCAGCCCCUUCGAACUCUUCAACUGCGGCUCGCAACUUAUCGCUCGAUGCCAGCUGGAAGGAUAACGCUGUCAAGGGCCAAAUUAUCUUUCCCUCCUACGACGUACGAUAUUACAGCCAAGUAGAAGACCUAGAACCUCCAGCGAGCCUCUGGAUAGGUGAUUCCUACGCAGUUUCGCCAACUUCUAACAGCACCCCGACCAAUGUAUCGACACUGGAGUCUCCGGAUCCGGUUGAAUAUGCAGAGGACGAUGCAGCGGUGCGAACACAACCAUCGAGGAAUGUAGAUUACUUAUCGCAUGCUUGGAAGGAGGAAGAUAUUUGGUCGUCAUGGAAGCAUGUUGUGUUGAAGCGGAAAGAGUACAGCAACAGUGCGAGACUGGAAAAUGCAUCUUGGAGGACAUGGAUGAAGUCAAAGAACAAGUUAAAGACAGUCUCGCCAGAAUCACUCAAUUGGCUGAGGGACAGUGAUGUAACUUGGCUAUAUGGGCCGCUACUGACUGGAUCAGACAGGUCAUUGGGAAUGCCUUCUUCCUCACCUGUCAGCCGUAGCCGCAUUUCAAAGUCCAAUUCCUCUCUACUCAAGCAGGCAGCAGCUGCAAUUCAGACACAGCAGUUUUGUGACGCUGGACAAAGAUGUGGCCAGACUGUUAUCGGGCGGGCGUCUUCUGGCUGUGUUACGUUUCCCUUGUCUGCGAGAGGAGUGAGUAGUGAAAACCCCAGCUUCCUUCAUUCAGUCUUAUCCUCGGGAUUUGAACCUACUGGCGCUGGGGAGGAGAAGCACAUUCAUUUCAAUGAGCAGGUCGAGCAAUGUAUUGCGUUGGAAAUGGUGGGUGACGAAGAUGAGGAGCUUGGCUCGUCUGCCAUUCACGAUUACGAUGAUAGCGAAUCGGACGAUGGGGCCAUCAUGAUGAAGAGAACUAAUCCCAGGUCAGAUUCACCGCUCAUGUCGAAGAGAAAGGCUACACCGCUGGCGAGCUUUAGUUCUGACAGUAAGACGAUUGCGAUGCUACCAUCUACGACGUUAAAACCCAGGGAAGCCCCCUUGGAAUCGCUGGAGACAACACCGAAGUACAACAAUGGCUCUUGGAACCGUGGCAAACUCUCCUCACACCUCUCACAAGAAGCGCUCGGGCUACUAAAGCCACCGACCCUGAUCUUACUUGGAAACAAGUUGAAAGACGACGAUGCGGAUAUUGACUGGCAGCCACCGCGUGCUUUACCCAGCUGCAAAGAUAGCAUGGCAAUAACCCGAGAGCGAUCCCAGAACCUGCACUCAUCUGGGUCAUCCUCGAGUCUCAACGGCGAUCCACCAGGCAUGAGACGUACACCCUCAGGCAUGUUCAUGCCCUGCGACGAAGACGAAGACGAAGACGAAGACGAUGUAGUUUCGGGAGGCCUAUUUGGGAAAGUGGUUGACGCCGUAAAUACAGCGAAAGAUAUGGUAUACGUAGUCUGGAAUGUUGGCUGGAGGUAG